Molecule: messenger RNA, 678 nt
Organism: Prinia subflava (tawny-flanked prinia)
Lineage: Eukaryota; Metazoa; Chordata; Aves; Passeriformes; Cisticolidae
Gene: TMEM203
Product: transmembrane protein 203
Exons: 1
Coding region: 21-431 (136 amino acids)
Biological process (GO): intracellular calcium ion homeostasis
Cellular component (GO): endoplasmic reticulum
Source: RefSeq, a predicted model, not a curated record
CGGUGCCGUAGCCCCGGACGAUGCUGUUCUCCCUGCGCGAGCUCGUGCAGUGGCUCGGCUUCGCCACCUUCGAGAUCUUCCUGCACGGGCUGGCCCUGCUCGUCUUCUCCGUGCUGCUCGUGCUCAAGGUGGACGGCGCGGCCGCCGCGCUCUCUUGGUGGAUCGUGUUCGUGCCCUUCUUCGCCGCCGACGGGCUCAGCACCUACUUCACCACCAUCGUGUCCGUGAGGCUGUUCCAGGACGGCGAGAAGCGCCUGGCGGUGCUGCGGCUCUUCUGGAUCCUCACCAUCCUCAGCCUCAAGUUCGUGUUUGAGAUGCUGCUGUGCCAGAAGCUGGUGGAGCACACGCGGGAGCUCUGGUACGGGCUCAUCAUGUCGCCCGUCUUCAUCCUGCUCCAGCUGCUGAUGAUCCGGGCCUGCCGCGUGAACUGAGCCCCGGCCCGGGGAGACGCGCCCGGGAGCGCUGCUGGGCGGCUCCCGUCGCUGUCCCCGUGCGGAGGGCAGGGGACAGGCUGGGACAGGGGCAGUGCCCCGGUUCGCGGCCGUGUUGCAGAGCAUCACCUUUCUCCAAAAGCUGCACAUCCCUGUUUGUGCUCCCUCAGCUCCUGCGUUGUCUUGUCCUGCAAGCGUGGCUGGGCAUGACAGUUAUUUUAUUUUAGAAUAAAAAUGCGUUGAAGGA